AUGCAGGCGCCCAGGAGCACUCGCAGGGCCAGCGAGGAGGACGCCGGGCUCCUGUCCGCUCGCUCUGCCGGGUCGGAGCUCUGGCUGGACCCUCGCCGGGUCAGCCGCAGGGCUUCCGAGGAGGACUUCGCCAGGUGUGCCUGCGGGGCCGUCCUGCUCUUCGGCGCCACGGUGUGCUGGAAGUGCCACGGGCGCUCCAGGGCGGAGCAGGCCAUCGAUGACGAGUUCGGGAUCUUCUACGCGGGGGAGAGGCAGAGCGCCCCGGACACCGGCUCCGUGGAGCGCAUCUCCCUGUACGACCUGCCAGCGCGUUCCGCCUCGGAGCCCGUCCUGUGCCGGCCCGGGUGCGAGGCGCCCAGCGUGCUCGAGCCAGAGCCUUUCGGCACCGCCGCGGGGUGGGAGGCGAUCCUGGAGGACAACGACCGCGCACAUCGCGAGCUCGAGCGCUGCAGGUUCGAGCUGCAGGACUGCCGCAUGGAGCUGGAGGAGAGCAGGGGUGUCACGGAGCGCCUGCGGGCGAGGGUGGCGGAGUUGGAGCUGCAGGUGAAGCUCGGCAGCGCCCAGCUGUCGGAGAAGCAGUCGACCCCGGGCUUCGGGGACGAGGACCACUUCGCGAUCGAGCUGGCGGACGUGGCCUCGCCCUCUGCCCGGAGGAUGGCCGCGCCCGCCUCGGAGGGCUGGCCUCUGGAGCCCGCCGGCGGCUUCGAGGAGCUGCGCGCGGCGGGGUCGAGGCUGCUGGCAGGGCCGCCCCUCCUUGGCGUGGGCGGCGCCUCCGAGACCGGGGAAGCGCGCACCCUGGCCGAAGCUCUGGGCGGGGAGGCGCAGCUGCGCGAGGAGCGGGCGCUGGGCGGCGCCGUCCGGGCCGAGGUCCGGCGCGGGUUCGCCGACGCGCUGGCCGCUGGCGCGCUGGAGCGCGCCCUGGCGCCGGAGAGCACCGAGGCGGCGCCGCAGGCCUCGCCCGACGCUCGCCCGCGCGAGGCCUCCGCGCGGCGGCCGUCCACCGAAGCGGAGGGCGGCAGUGUGCCGGAGCGUCCCCAGGCGGCGCUGCCCAGCGGCAGCGGUCCGCCCGGGGGCUCCGCGGCCUCGGCGGAGGGGCGGCUCGCAGAGGGCCAGGCCAGGGAGCUCCUCGGGCAGGACGCCCUGGACGAGGGCCUCCAGCAGCGGCUGGCGCAGGUCGCAGCCAGCGAGGAGACGGCCUACAGGGCCGCCCUGGGCGAGUGCGAGCGGCGAAGAGCGGCGCUGGCCGCCGCCGUGUCCGCCGAGCUGGCGCGCGCGGGCCGCCUCGGCCCCGCGCGCCAGCCGCGGCCUGGAGCGGCGCCGCGCCCGGGCGCGGGCGCUGCGAGGGCCGCCGCCGCAGGCGGCAGCACGGCCCAGCCCGGCCCCCGCGAGCUGCUGGAGCGGAAGGGCUCAAAGAUGGAGCGCCGCUGCCGGCGGCUGCAGCAGGAGCUGGCCGAGCAGAGUGCGCUCGCGCCAGGCCCGCCGGGCGGCGCGGCGGGCGACGCGCCCCUGGUCUGCGAGCUGCGCCGCGAGUGCGAGCGCCUGCGCGAGGACGCAGAGGAGGAAGACCCAUGA
This is a messenger RNA of Prorocentrum cordatum, 1572 nucleotides long. NCBI's taxonomy places the organism in Eukaryota, Dinophyceae, Prorocentrales, Prorocentraceae. The record is from the annotation of a GenBank genome assembly.